Messenger RNA from Anopheles stephensi (Asian malaria mosquito), 1473 nucleotides. RefSeq names its product adenosine 3'-phospho 5'-phosphosulfate transporter 2 (gene Papst2). The coding region runs from base 230 to 1354 and encodes 374 amino acids. Gene Ontology annotation, cellular component: Golgi membrane; endoplasmic reticulum membrane. The transcript is spliced from 2 exons. Lineage: Eukaryota; Metazoa; Arthropoda; Insecta; Diptera; Culicidae. Gene Ontology annotation, molecular function: 3'-phosphoadenosine 5'-phosphosulfate transmembrane transporter activity. Gene Ontology annotation, biological process: transmembrane transport. The record is from RefSeq and is a predicted model, not a curated record.
CGGCUGUUCCGCGGUUUGUUUACGUUUUGCCCCACUGCUGGAAUGCCCGCUAAUCCACGCGUAAAGUCUAUCGUAGCGUACUCGCAAACAUGCAAUAAUUAAGUGUUUCUGCUCAAACAUAAACGACAUUCUCCAAAGAUAUCAUAUCAACGAUGAUUGUGUAAACGUAAUUCGUAUUUUAGUAGUAAGUAACAAAGUUACAAGCAGCCCUCGUCGCUCCUGCCAUACGAUGGCCGGUGCAAAGAGUGAGGUGAUUUACCUCGGCGACAAGGACCUCAAUCGGAACCGGAACAACCGCGACCAGUCACCGGAACGGCAGAUUAAGAUACUGUUUUUCGACCUCACCCACUACAACCGUACGACGCAGUUCCUGCUAUGCUGUGCCGGCGUGUUUGCCCUCUACCUGGUGUACGGGUACAUGCAGGAGCUAAUCUUCACGCUGGAUGGAUUCCGACCGUACGGAUGGUACUUAACGUUGGUCCAGUUCGCUUACUACACCGUGUUUGGGUACAUCGAACGAUCGCUCGAGCGAACAACCGUCCCGCGGUGUAUCCCGCUAAAGACGUACGCACUGCUAGCGUUCCUUACGCUCGGCACGAUGGGACUGUCCAACUCGAGCGUCGGGUACCUAAACUACCCUACACAGGUCAUCUUCAAAUGCUGCAAGCUGAUACCGGUGCUCGUAGGAAGCGUGCUGAUCCAGGGCAAAAAGCACGGUCCGAUGGAUUUCUUCGCCGCGUUUGCCAUGUGCCUCGGGUUGGUCCUGUUUACGCUUGCGGACUCGAAGGUGCAGCCCGACUUUAACAGCUUCGGUGUGUUCCUCAUCUCGAUGGCACUGCUGUGCGACGCGGCGAUCGGGAACGUGCAGGAGAAAGCGAUGCGAGAACACCGGGCACCGAACAACGAGGUGGUGAUCUUCUCGUACGGCAUCGGGUUUGUGUAUCUGGCUGUGAUUAUGCUGCUGUCCGGGCAUCUCGUACAGGGGGUGGUGUUUUGUGCCCAGUAUCCGAUGAAAACGUACGGGUAUGCGUUUCUGUUCAGCCUAACCGGGUAUCUGGGUAUACAGAUUGUGCUGACGCUGGUGCGGACCUGCGGUGCACCGUUGGCGGCAACGGUUACGACGGCCCGGAAAGCGGUCACGAUUGCAUUAUCGUUCGUGUUCUUCAGUAAACCGUUCACUAUCGCAUAUCUGUGGUCCGGACUGAUCGUCGUAUUCGGGAUCUACCUGAACGUGUGCAGCAAACGCAGCAAGCUAACGUUUGCCGAUUUGGGACGGAUGGCCACCACCGUUUACCGGCGGAUAGCACGUCUGCCGACGAAGGACGGUUCCAAAACGUCACUGCUGGAAGUGUGAUUCUGCCCCGCGUUACGGAGCAAUCUCUAAAUAAGCUAUCUACGAACGCUAUUCCAAAUGCAUAGGGAAACAAAUAUAUAUAGUGACAUGCGCUGCAUGCAUUCUUAAUGGCAUUUAAA